GCCUCGUCGCCCUGAUCUCUCUGCGCUGUCUACAGAGACGCACCUGCCUGCAGAUCCCUGCCAGCCUCGGUUUUUGGUCUCGGUUCUAGGACUACCUUGUGUUGAACAAUGGCCUCUGCUGCCUUCCAAAUCUUGGGCAUGGCCCUAUCAGUGGUGGGCUGGAUUGGUGCAAUCGUCACAUGUGCCCUGCCCAUGUGGAAGGUCACAGCUUUCAUCGGCACCAACAUUGUGACAGCUCAGAUCACCUGGGAAGGCCUGUGGAUGAGUUGUGUGGUACAGAGCACCGGUCAGAUGCAAUGCAAGGUCUACGACUCCAUGUUGGCUCUGCCUCAAGAUCUCCAAGCUGCCCGAGCCCUUAUGGUCAUCUCAGUGCUUCUGGCUGUCCUGGCCCUCAUGAUUGGCAUUGUAGGGGCCAAGUGCACUAACUGCGUAGAGGAAGAGAGUGCCAAGGCACGCAUCGUCAUCGUCGCGGGCGCCGUCUUUGUGGUGGCAGGAGUCCUCUCCCUGAUCCCUGUGUGUUGGUCGGCCAACACAAUCAUCCGUGACUUCUACAACCCGCUGGUGGUAGAGGCUCAAAAGAGAGAGCUGGGGGCUUCCCUCUACAUCGGUUGGGCAGCCGCUGCUUUGAUGACCCUUGGAGGGGCCCUGCUGUGUUGCAAUUGCCCCAAGAAGGACAGCAACAACUACAGUGCCCGCUAUACGUCAGCCCCCUCGCAGCCCCGCAGUGAUUACCCCAGCAAGAACUAUGUCUAGGAGCCCCACCGCUGGAAGCUGCCAUCUUUCUGAAAGCUCAGUACUGUUGGGUCCCUUCAGUGGGAUGGAAUUCCAUCCCUUCUAGGAUGCCACAAAUAAUUGAAAACAGAGUAUCUUGCUCCAAGAUUUCCAUCCUGUUUGGCCCAUCAGUAUUUCUUUUUUUUUUUCCCUCCACAAUUACCACAGUAACAACUUUUCCUUAAAAUUCUGAACUGUUCUGGAGAACAUUGUGGACUUAUGGUCAAUGCCUUCUUUUUAUGUAGUUGGUGCAUUAGAUCUCAAAAGUCUUCUCUCCAGGUAGUUCAUGAGAAGUGGAUGCAUUUCUGGAUACUCGACAUGGGCUGUUCAACAAGAGACUGACUGCCAGCCAUGCUCCUGUUCCAUAGGAUCUCAGCUUGGAGGGAGACAAGUGCACCAAGCCUGGUCAUUAAUGCUGUGAUGUGUUUUUAAAAUAUUGCUUUUAAGUAAAGGCUAUGUAGCCUCUUGUUGCUUAUUUGUCAAUUAACCUUGCAUGCAUUUCAUAUUGGAAGCCAGUUUUUUUUAGUAUGUCUGAAUAACAUUGCAGGUUUUUUUUAGUAUGUCUGAAUAAAAUU
Molecule: messenger RNA, 1346 nt
Organism: Eublepharis macularius
Lineage: Eukaryota; Metazoa; Chordata; Lepidosauria; Squamata; Eublepharidae
Product: claudin-4-like
Exons: 2
Coding region: 109-753 (214 amino acids)
Biological process (GO): bicellular tight junction assembly; cell adhesion
Cellular component (GO): plasma membrane; bicellular tight junction
Molecular function (GO): structural molecule activity
Source: RefSeq, a predicted model, not a curated record